Molecule: messenger RNA, 1370 nt
Organism: Sorghum bicolor (sorghum)
Lineage: Eukaryota; Viridiplantae; Streptophyta; Magnoliopsida; Poales; Poaceae
Product: photosystem II 22 kDa protein, chloroplastic
Exons: 4
Coding region: 262-1068 (268 amino acids)
Source: RefSeq, a predicted model, not a curated record
CUCCAGUUGGCGCCACUCCAGCUUCACGCUGCCCGCGCCUGUGACCCCAAUGCCCCCUUUCAUAAGAACGGGACACGCGGCCUCGGAGCCAGUAGACACGGGAGCCCACGACCACGCAGCUCGCAGCCGCGCGCGCUCGCCUAUACGACUACGAGUACACAGCUUCGAUCCUCAGCGCGCGCGAGUACGUGGCUGCUGCGAAUUCCUAUCUUUCUCUGUGUUCGCGUGUUCGGUGUUCGUGAGUAGGCGCGGUCAGCACAUAUGGCGCAGUCCAUGCUCAUGUCGACCAGCGUCAACGGCGGCCGCGCGCUGCCGUCGCUGCAGGCUGGCAGGCCGGCGCCAUACCCGCGGCUACCGCUGCCGUCGUCGUCGUCGGGCUACAGGCACUCCAAGUCCGUCUCCGUGAAGACCCUCGCCCUGUUCGGCAAAUCCAAGGUCAAGACCGCGCCGUCGAAGAAGGCUGCUGCGCCCAAGCCCAAGCCCAAGGUUGAGGAUGGUAUCUUCGGCACGUCCGGCGGGAUCGGUUUCACCAAGGAGAACGAGCUGUUCGUCGGCCGUGUUGCCAUGCUUGGUUUUGCCGCAUCGCUGCUUGGAGAGGCCAUCACCGGGAAGGGCAUCCUUGCCCAGCUGAACCUGGAGACGGGCAUCCCCAUCUACGAGGCGGAGCCCCUCCUCCUGUUCUUCAUCCUCUUCACCCUCCUUGGCGCCAUUGGCGCUCUCGGUGACCGUGGUCGCUUCGUCGACGAGGAGGUCACCGGCCUCGACAAGGCCGUCAUCCAACCCGGCAAGGGCUUCCGCGGCGCCCUCGGCCUCAGCGAGGGAGGGCCGCUGUUUGGGUUCACCAAGUCGAACGAGCUGUUCGUGGGGCGGCUGGCGCAGCUGGGCGUGGCCUUCUCCAUCAUCGGCGAGAUCAUCACGGGGAAGGGCGCGCUGGCGCAGCUCAACAUCGAGACAGGGGUGCCCAUCAACGAGAUCGAGCCGCUCGUCAUCUUCAACGUCCUCUUCUUCUUCGUCGCCGCCAUCAACCCUGGCAACGGCAGGUUCAUCAUCGGCGAGGACGAAGAGUAGGCUGAUGCUGCUGUCCUCGAACCUGAUGAGUGAUGAGUAGUACUGUGCGCUUGGGUUACCUGUGCUGUGUUGAUCGAUCAGUGCGUCUCGCAGUGCGUGUGCGUACGUGCUUUGUUGUGUAUUAGUAAGCGUGAUGAGACCUCGAAAGGUAGGGUGUCGUGUUGAGUUGUCUUGUAGAAACAAGAGCUUACUCGUAUUGUAGCUUCAAAUGCAUGACCGUACACCUGUCAAACAUGGACGAAUCCCGUCAAAAAAAAAAAACAUGGACGAAUCCCGUAAAAAAAACAUGGACGGUAUAAUCA